Molecule: messenger RNA, 662 nt
Organism: Racocetra persica
Lineage: Eukaryota; Fungi; Glomeromycota; Glomeromycetes; Diversisporales; Gigasporaceae
Source: the annotation of a GenBank genome assembly
ACGACCCAAACUCUUAUUCUCGAUAAACAUAUCGAGGACAUCAUUCCAGAUAAAGAACCAGAUCAAAAGGAAAAGGAAGCCGCAUUUGUCACUACUCAGGAUCGUGUUACUCCCGAAGUAUGCGAUGCUAUUACUUCUGUAGCAUGUGAUGAUGGUUGUAUCGAACUAAACGGAACAGUAUGCAAAGAACUCGAUCUUCCGAAAGAAGAAAUUAUUAGUACAGUUCAGAAGAACGUUACUAAUGAAAAACUUAAAUCACCUAAGUCGUCAUCAUGGUUGUCAAUCUUUCUUACCUUAAAAAUGCCGCAUCUAAACUUGGAGAUCAAUGUAAAGAUAAAUACGACAAUCCGUGACUAUCUUUCGAAGCAAAUAGGAGAUGCUAACGCUAAAAAAGAACUUUUGAAUUUCACGGAUAAUUAUGUAGUCGACAAUUGCGCCAAAAAAAAGUCAUUAAGGGCAAAAAGAGGACUGUUAUUGUACACAUUCAAACAUCAACAACUCCCGAUAAAUGCGAAGAUAGAUGUCGUAUCUAAACAAAAAGAUGACGGGUCCUUUGAGAUAAGUGAUACUAUUUGUAAAGAAUUAGAAGUCCCUACAGAAGAAAAGGAACUUGUAACUGCAGUCAAAUUGUGUACUCUUAAUGAAAAAUUUCAAUCUCCUGA